Molecule: messenger RNA, 4632 nt
Organism: Cyclopterus lumpus (lumpfish)
Lineage: Eukaryota; Metazoa; Chordata; Actinopteri; Perciformes; Cyclopteridae
Gene: rprd2a
Product: regulation of nuclear pre-mRNA domain containing 2a
Exons: 10
Coding region: 356-3727 (1123 amino acids)
Biological process (GO): mRNA 3'-end processing
Cellular component (GO): RNA polymerase II, holoenzyme
Molecular function (GO): RNA polymerase II complex binding
Source: RefSeq, a predicted model, not a curated record
GGGUGGCGCCAUAAUCAUAUCGUGUUUGCGGAAGUGUCCCUCGUCACUUUACUAGCACGAGUAAACAGACUUCCAGGAUGUCGUAAGGCGCUAAGUUUUAGCCAGACAUGCUAGGUUACAGAAACGGCUAGAUAUGGUACCGACCCCCGCGGUGGACACGUCCAAGAAGCAGAAAGUGAUUGGCAACAGCACACCGACUAUUAAAUAGGUCGCGAGCUCCCAACAUGCCGCUGGUCGGCUGCUAAACGCGAUGAUGUCUGCGCUCCGUUAAACUAGCACGCUAAGCCGAGCGCGAGCUACAGCUAACUUCAGCUGGUGUUUGGAAUGGUAGAGCGCAGCGCGAGCUCCUCCGGUCAUGGCAGCGGGAGCGGGGGCCGCUUCUGGCGGCUCUCUGGACUCCACUCUGGAGAAGAAGUUUCGAGGUGUUUCCAACACGAUGGAUUCCAUUCAAGGACUUUCGACGUGGUGCAUCGACAACAAGAAGUACCACAGCCUGAUUGUGCGACACUGGAUGAAGUGUUUGAGGAAAUCUGAUACCUCACACAGACUCAACCUGUUUUUCGUCGCCAACGAUGUCAUUCAGAACUGUAAAAGGAAAAAUGCCAUUGUUUACCGUACGGCGUUCGCCGAGAUGCUCCCCGAAGCCUUCUUGCUGGUCAACAAUGAAGGUGACCCCAAAGUAAUUAAAUCGGUCGAGAGGAUACUGUCCAUCUGGGAGGAAAGGGGUGUGUAUUCAGGGACGCUUAUUACUGAGCUCAGGAGUAGCUUAGUCAAAGAGGAGUCCCCCCCCGAGACACCUGUAGAGCAAAAAACUCCAGUUGAGUCCAAAGCAGAUCUACACUCGAAGAUUGUUGCAGAGUUUGUGCCCCAAGCACUAGUCGAGGAACUAUCCAAGUACAAGAAGUCUCUGGAGGAGGUGGACCGGAGAGAAAAACAGCUGGCAGCUAUGAGGAUCGACAUCUGCAGCUCUGAUGCCCUUAAGAGACUCAAAGAUAAGGCCGGAGGAAAGAAAUUUUCAAAGGACUUUGAAGAAGGAAGUGCGCAGCUACAGGAGUUUGUUAAGUUCUUUGACAAACAAAUCGAAACGGGGCCCCCCGUCAUGGAGGCCCUCAGGAACGCAGAUAUCUUCUACGAGAUGCAGUACAAGGAGGUCAAGAUUGUUGCUAAUGCCUACCAGACGUUCGCCAACCGGGUGUCCCAUCUGAAGCGUAAACUGGACGCCCUGAAGGCCAACUUGCCAGACCUGGACGAGUCACCCAUCCCCUCACCCUCUGCAGACGCACCGUCUCCAACCGGAUCGGAGUCCCCUUUUCGUGGUCUGGAAAUGGCCCAUCCCGAUUCAGACCUCGAUGGCUGCGCAAUGGAUGACGAGGCAGAGCCGCCGGCCCCGAGCCCGCUGUCCUCACCGGGAGGAUCCCCCAAACGCACGGCGACUCUCGGCCAGAGUGACAACCGGGAAGUUGAAGACAUGGAGCUCUCUGAGGAAGAAAUUGAUGGCGGUGGAAUUAUAGUUGAGGAGCAGAGUGAAUGCCGCACCAACCCAAAGAUGUCCACUUCAAAAACAGAGACAUCAGUGGCAAUAGAGCAGCUUGUCAUACAGGUCACAGCCCCUGUAGCGCCCCCUGCACCGGCUCCUGUAGCGGCUCCUGUAGCGGCUCCUGUAGCGGCUCCUGUAGCGGCUCCUGUAGCGGCUCCUGUAGCAGCUCCUGUAGCAGCCCCUGUAGUGGCUUCUGUAGCGGUUCCUGUAGCGGCUCCUGCCGCAUCAGUGGAAAGUGUAGACUUGGGUAAAAUUGGCUCCAUCCUCAACAGUUUGAACUCAGUCAUGAAGAACACAGGACCAUCAGUUGAGAGUCCUCCUGCAGCUGCCCCAUCUGGUUCCUCAUUGAAGACUACACCUGCUGUCUCUGUGGCCUCUCAGGAUGCCAGUUCACUGGUUAACCUCCUCUCAAAGGUGGACGUGAGUCCUGCAGACCUCAUCGGAGCUCUCUCCAAAGUCCAAGGCAUCACUUCUCUUCUGAAAAGCCCCACUGCAAAUGUCCCCUCAGACUCCUCCAGAACAGGCAAGAUUCCUCCUUCUCCCUCAUCUACAGCUGCAUCAGCAGUACCCUCUCAGAGCCGGUCUCUCUCCUCUGUUGCACCUGAGCUUUCUUCACACAGCUCCCCUGCUCCGCAGAGUACACGCUCUCAAGCCCCCUCCCAGACUUCCAACCCAGCCUCCGCCCUGGUCCAAGCUCUGCAUAGAGAAAUGGAUUUGACAACGGACCCAGAACCGUCCCUGUCUUCAAAGAGUUUAGAGUCUAAAAUCCACAACUUCCUGCAGGGCAACCCCGCUUUUAAUGCAUUUGGCAUAGGCCUUUCUAAGAACCCAGUGCCGGGAGGAGAUAACCUCAGCCCAGUAACUGGGACAGACACCCAGGGUGGGACUCCAGUGCGGGAUGAGGGCGGAGGCACCCCAACUCAAGAUGAGAUCAUGGACAAGCAUGUGGCGGUCCCAUUCACUUCCAACACACAUCAGUCAUCGGUUGGAGAAACUCUUAAAACGGCCCCUACUGCAUACCAGAACAGCAGUCAGCAGAGCUGCAACAAUCCCCAACCGCCAGCUCACUUGCAGCCAGACGGGGCUCAGAAUGGGCAGGUCUACCAGCCGUACCAAUAUGGCAAACACAAUAUGUCAGAGCAUGGCAUUACCGUACCUGUUGCACAUUACCAGCAGCUUUCUGCCCAAACCGGAGGGCCAAUGCCUGGAGAAGGAGCCCCAGGCAGUGCCAGUGGCUCACAGACAAUGGAAGACUUUCAAAGGGUGGGUGAAAGGGGUUGGUAUGGUGACGCUAACCCAGAGGGGAACUCUCAGCAGCCCAGAGGCUACAAUGUGACAGCGCCUGGAGGGGCUGGAGAAAACAACAGGUCAGGACUUUAUCCAUACCAAGCGGAUCAUUUUCAGGAACCUCAAGAGUUUCCCUCCCAGCAGGGUGCCAUUACAUCCCCUGAUUUCUUCAGAAGCACCCUCCCUCCUGUCCCCAAGUUCCCUCCCCCUCCUCGUGUCUUUGACGGGCCUCCUCCCGCGACCAGCAGUAUGAUGAUGAUGCCGCCGAAGCAGCAGCAGCAGCAGCCGGGGCCUAGCGCAGGCAGAGGCAGAGGCGAGGGGGCCGGGACCAGAGGUGACAGUGUCAUCAGUGGGAUGGUGGUCCACGACCAUCAACACAAAUCCAUAUUUCAUCCCGACGAUUCGCUGUAUGAUUGUGAGCGGCCUCACCCUGAGGAUUUCCCUCCUCACCCAGACGACUUGCGUUACCAGGACGAGCUCCGUCACCGUGAUGGCCUUUUCUUUCCAGACGAGGCUUACCACCACCCGGACGAUCCAUAUUACGGACCAGGCAACCCGCCGCACCACUUCCCCAGAGGUCGAGGGCGCCUCACUCCCCCUCACUCCCCCUCAGAGGAGCCUUACUACAACCCCGACUACCAGCGGCACAGCCCCCCUCCUCCGCACUACGCUCCAAGGAGACCACCACCACAUUUUGAAAUCCAUCAUCCUGGUCUACGGCCUCCACAUCGGCCUCCCCUCCCGGCACACCACCCACACCCCAGAGGACCCCCCCGAGCACCAUUUCCUCGGUUCCACGGCCCCAAUCCAAGGUUGAGAGGCAAACGUCCAGGUCCAAGAGGAGGCGGAAACCCUGGUCCAAUGUUCCCGCCGAAAAGACCCUUUCCACCCCCACGGUACUGAGUGGACAUGUAGCUUUGAGCUCUUCAAAUCACUGUGGACGUCAUGAGGGCUGGGGCAGGGCUUUUAAGACUGUAACUUGCUAGGCUACUCAGUGUUGAAGUAUACACACUGCCAUGAGGAACCUGUGUAAAUCUGGGUGGAAUCAAAGGGCAGACACUGAGGUGGGCAUCAGGUGACAAAGCUGUACUGAAGUAGAAUCCAUUCAGCAGCUACCAGAAGAAAGAAGACCUGUGAAAGGCCAAGCAUAAAGGAUGUUGAGGAGAACAAGAGACAACCCCAGGAGACAAAUCGGAGGCUCUGAGAGGGCUGCUGAGCUGAAGAGUGAAGACCGAAGCGAAGAUUAAAGAAAAUAAGAGGUGGAUAUAUAUAUAUAUAUAUAUAUAUAUAUAUAGUUCACGUUUUGUGUUUGCCCCAGUCGGAAGCGUUGCAUUAUCUAUGUAAUUCUGAGCGUGAGUCCGGUAAAGGUCAGAGUGUGUGCAUGGCAUGCGUGUGCAUGUGCUCAAGUGUAAGUUAAGUAGUCGCAGAAGUUGAAACCACGAUAGUUAUUUUUGCAAAGAGAGUAACAAAAGAAUGUAGUUGGUGCAAUGUUUCCGCUGUUAUUUCGUUUUUUCAGUGAGCAGUUUUGACUGCUUCUCUUCAUAUCAGCAGUUUCCCAGUAGCUUAUUGGUAAAACAUCAAUUUAAAUCAAAUCACUUUGGGUAUGAAAAACUGAGUGUAUGUGAUAUAAAUGAUGUUUCUUCUACAAUACUCGUUAGCGUAUUCAGGGUAAUGAUAUUACAUUGUUCCAACUCCGAAUGUUAUAUAUUUGUGAAGCGAUGCUUUCUCAGCCGGUGCGUGAGACCCCUGCGGCGAUAUUUUUACGUCUCGUUAAGUUCCUCGAAGGAGAGCGGCACAUGUCUACUCAA